Molecule: messenger RNA, 954 nt
Organism: Xiphophorus hellerii (green swordtail)
Lineage: Eukaryota; Metazoa; Chordata; Actinopteri; Cyprinodontiformes; Poeciliidae
Product: L-rhamnose-binding lectin CSL3-like
Exons: 6
Coding region: 336-749 (137 amino acids)
Molecular function (GO): carbohydrate binding
Source: RefSeq, a predicted model, not a curated record
AUUUUGUUCCUCUGUCAGAUCAUCAGUGAAGGUUUAUAAACCCUCCAUUCCCUGGUUGAAGGCACACUGCUGCUAGUGAAUCUGGUUUCUGCUGCUGCUUUGAUUCUUCAUCACAACAAGGUAAAAUUUGACUGAACAAACCCAAAAAAAGCUGCUUACAAUUCUGUUCUUCUAAUAUAUGUUAUGAUAAAUUCUAGUUCUGAUUCUCAGAGACAUGAAAACUUGUUUCCAUCAUGUUUAUAUUGAUGGAUGAAAUGUAUGAUUUGGUUCAGCAGCUUGUUGAAAAUGUUGUAGAAAAUCAUCUAAUAUUUUGAGUCAUAUUUCAGAGUAACUGAAUGUUUCUUAUCUUCAUACAGAUGAAAUUUGUUCUUUUUACUUUGUUCCUUUGUGGAUUCAUCCUGGAAAUCAAUGGAAAAAGUUCAUCAGGAGCAUGGCUCCCAGAGGAAAAAUCCCUUGUUGCCUGUGAAGGAACAGUGGCUCGACUCCACUGUGAAGAAGGUCAGGCUAUCUAUGUGACCAGUGCUAUAUAUGGACGCAGCAAUCGGAUGACGUGCUAUGUUGGGAUACCUAAAGAGCAGACGAAGAACACUAAUUGUGCUACGAGGGCAGAAUCCGUGUUUCAGAGAUGCGAGGGGAAAUCAACGUGCAAUAUCUUAGCCAGCAGCUCUGUGUUCGGAGAUCCCUGUGUUGGGACCUACAAGUACCUGGAUGUGAUAUAUCUAUGUGAAAUUCCAUCUGCAACUGAAUGAAGCGACGAUCAGAUCUGCUGUGCUGAGGAUGAAAUGCAUCAUAAUCAGUAACAUCUACAGACGUUGUGAUCCACUGAUGUGCAGCUUCAUCUGUCUUCAGUUUCUUUUUAUGUUUACUUAGCAUUUUAUUUGUUUUUCUUCUCCAAUCUUCAUCUUUUUUUGCUUCUAUUUCAACUUUCCUCAAUAAACCUGACUUGCAUUUACA